Molecule: messenger RNA, 763 nt
Organism: Bipolaris sorokiniana ND90Pr
Lineage: Eukaryota; Fungi; Ascomycota; Dothideomycetes; Pleosporales; Pleosporaceae
Exons: 4
Coding region: 1-507 (168 amino acids)
Biological process (GO): protein phosphorylation
Molecular function (GO): ATP binding; protein kinase activity
Source: RefSeq, a predicted model, not a curated record
AUGGUUAUCAUCAAGACCGCACCUGUAAAACUCCUUGACGAUGAACGGGAGAUACUGAGCAUAAAUUUGAAGAGGUCAGAGAUUAAGUUCGUAGCAAAAGGAGCCCUUGAAGCAUUGAAUACCUUCCACGAAGCAGGCUAUGUGCAUACAGAUGUCAAACCGGACAACAUCUUCGUCAAAUAUGGCCACGGGACAAAUCGGUUCAGCAAAUUGGAGCUGAGUGACUGUGCAGACGCAUAUUGUGUUGACCCAAAUGCGGACCCGCUCGAAGUUGGUCACGUCAUUGGUGCAGCGAUUUUUCGCAGUCCUGAAGCAAACCUCCAACUCCGUACCCUUAUAAUCCCCAGUUGCUACCUCAAGCAAAAUAGAUUGUUGAAGCCUUUCGCGAUGGCUGAAGGCCCGGAACUUACGGUGGAGGAUAGAAGCUUCAGCUGCAAGAUUAUGAGAAUGAAUUCAAGGGAUAGGCCCACAGCAAAGGAACUGUUGGAGGAUCUGUGGUUUUACUGAGCUCUCAGCCACGGAACUACGUUCAAAUUUCGAUUACACAACAACCGAAUAUGGUGAUGGCGACAGGCGCCCCGAAGACCAAAUUCGCGUGCGAUUUUGCAAUUUGUAUGUUAUAUAUGCCUUCUGUCAUCAUUCCUAGAACAGAUUCUGACCAAAGAGCUUGUGAUUUUAAAUGAUAGAAACCCCCGAAUAUCUAUAUCGGACGUGUGAAAAGCAGAUGGGUUCAUACAGAUGCUCGGUUAGAUACUACCCAGAG